Messenger RNA from Ostertagia ostertagi, 321 nucleotides. The record is from the annotation of a GenBank genome assembly. NCBI's taxonomy places the organism in Eukaryota, Metazoa, Nematoda, Chromadorea, Rhabditida, Trichostrongylidae.
AUGGAAGUAUAUAUCACUAGUCCAGGGUAUCCUGGUAAGUAUCCAGCACUCACUCAAUGCCGUUAUGAACUUACGACAACUCCAGGGAGCAGGAUAUUGCUGACAUUUGGACAGAUCGACACCGAGAAGUGCUGUGACAUCAUCAGCGUGUACGAUUAUGAUGAAACCCCUUACAAUCCACUUCUGGACAGGUUCAGUGGACAGAUUGCGGCCGGAGUCAAAGUGUUCACAUCGACUUUGAACCAGAUGGUCGUUGAAUUCUACACAGAUUCCCUCGAUCAGGGAUCGGGAUUCUCCGCUACUGCAGUUAAUGCUCCCUAA